This is a messenger RNA of Trachymyrmex septentrionalis, 921 nucleotides long. RefSeq lists its product as uncharacterized. The coding region runs from base 44 to 616 and encodes 190 amino acids. Lineage: Eukaryota; Metazoa; Arthropoda; Insecta; Hymenoptera; Formicidae. The record is from RefSeq and is a predicted model, not a curated record. The transcript is spliced from 3 exons.
AACUACUGCGAGGAGGAAAUUCUCCGACUGUCUCAUAUCCAAGAUGUUUUUUCUGAUCCUGUUGGAUGCGGAUUGCUCCGGCCGCAUGCUGGCUACUAUCCUGGUCGCAUGGGUGACAACAGCGAUGAUAGCCUCGAUAUUACUGCAAUGGGAGCACAUGUGGGUUGUUUUGGUAAUAUUGACGCUACUUUUCUUCCUGGUUUGCGGAUAUACCGUUUACACCGUGAAAAGAACUCACGCGAGAAUUCUGAUCGAGCAACAAAGAGCGGCGAUUCGGACUAUCUCGGACAUUACUGCCAAUCGCAGACAGGCAGGAUCGUCAGCAUAUGCGGUGCAUUCUCCUCCAGAUUUACCACCGUCUUACGCAUCUGUGAUGACUGUUCAGGGAACAUCGAGGUCUACUCAGAUGUCAACGACCAUCAACCCAUCCAGCGAGGACAAAUUCGAGAAUCCUCCACCGUAUUCCAUCGUAAUCGCAUCUAUAAAUGCGGCGCAAGAGCAAAACGUGGAAAUGUCAAGAGAACGGCACGUACCGUCCGUAUCCACAAAAAAAAACCAAGUUUUAACUACUUCUACCCUCGCCUCCGCGUCUCAAAUGUACCCGCAACCGAGAUGAUUUAUAAUUAAUUAAAUUAAUCGUGUAGAAGAUGUAAAUGGGAUUCACAUUGAAAAAUACUGAAUCGUACGAAAGAUGAGUGAAUGAAUGAAUUUUUGAUAUGAUCACAAUUGAAAUUUUUUGUCAAUAAAACUAUUGUUAUCGUCAAGAUAUCAUUGAUAAUAAGAACUUCAAUGAGGAAAGUAACCGAUUAGAAUUUUGUACGAUGGAACAAAAGUUGCGCGUUUAUCGUGGCUAAAAAAAAAAAUCGCAACGUAUAUCUGUUUAGCUUAGAAAAUUGUAUUUCUAUCCGUGAUAUUUCCUCG